AUGGAGUUCAGUACAGGGGCAUUGGGCGUUCUCGUCCCCAAGCUGAGAGCACUCCUGCGAGAGGAGUACAAUCUUCAAAAGAGCGUGAAUGGAAGGAUCAAUUACCUCAUGGCUGAGCUUGAGAGCAUGCAUGGGGACCUCGAGAAGGUUUCUAGUGUACCAAUGUUUAAGCUGGACAAGAAGGUGAUCGUUUGGGCAAGGUAUGUCCAAGAGAUCUCUUACGACAUUGAUGAUAAUGUUGACAAUAUCCUGGUCCAGGUUGAGGGGAUGGAUUCAGCCAAGAAGCACAACAAUAUUACCAGGUUCAUCGACUGGAGCCUCAACUUGUUGUCCAGGGCUAGGAUCCGUGCCAAGUUGCUGUCCAACGUACAGAUCCGCCACGAAACAGCUGUUGACUUGAUGGAAAUCUUGGGCUAUGUUAAGGAAGUGAAGGAACGUUGUGAUAUGUACAAUGUUGACAGCAUCUUUAUUGGGCCUGCAGCAGCGUCCAUUGAUCCUCGCAAUGAUGGUCUGUACAGAAAAGCCACCGCCCUUGUUGGCAUCAAUGAGACCAGGGACAAGCUAAUUGAAGUAUUGUCCAUAACGGGUGAUGUGUCGAACAGAAGCUACAAGGGAGUCUCUAUUUUUGGAUCUGGGGGAUUAGGCAAGACAACCCUUGCCAGAAAAGUGUAUGAGAAGCUCAGAGUGGAAUUCGAUUGUUGUGCUUUUGUUUCAGUGGGUAACAAUCCUGACAUAAAUAGAAUUUUCAAGGAUGUUCUCUUUGAACUUGAUCAGAAGAAAUAUGAGAAUAUUUAUAACACAGCAAGGGAUGAAAAGCAGCUCAUUGAUUUGCUACGCAGAUUUCUUGAAGACAAGAGGUACUUUAUUGUUAUUGAUGAUAUUUGGGAUAUAAAAUUUUGGGAAGCAUUCAAAUUUGCUUUUCUUGAGAACAAUCAUGGAAGUAGAAUAAUCUCAACCACUCGACGACUUGAUGUUGCUAGAGAAGCUGGUGAUGUUUACAUGCUAGAACCACUUUCAUACGAUAAUUCCAAGAUGUUAUUUUACACAAAGAUAUUCGGUGAGCUAGGAAGCUCUCCGGAUGAUGUGUUGGAUAAAAUUUUGAAGAGAUGUGGUGGUGUACCGUUGGCUAUCAUUACGAUGGCCAGUUUGUUGGCAGGCAAACCAAGGGAGAAAUGGUUCGAAGUGUAUACUUCUAUUGGCUUCAGCGAUAAAGAUAAUCAGUGCAUGGAUAAUACGAUGAGGAUAUUGUCAUGUUGCUACUAUGAUAUGCCUUUUUAUCUGAGGACUUGCUUACUGUACAUAAGUGUGUAUCCAGCAGGUUACACCAUUAACAAAGAUUACUUGAUAUGGAAGUGGGUAGCUGAAGGUUUUGUGCCCGAAGAACAUGGAAUUGGGUUAUUCGAGCGUGGAGAGAGGUACUUCAUCGAACUCAUGAAUAGAAGCAUGAUUCAGCCAGUACAGGAAGAGAGGCAGGUAGGCUAUGUGGAUAGUUGUUGUGUUCAUGACAUGGUGCAUAGUUUGAUACGGUCUUUGUCAUGUAAAGAGAACCUUUUUAUCACCUUGGAUCAUGAGCAGGACACAAUACCACAGAACAAUAUCCGCAGGAUUUCGUACCAGAGGAGGAAAAUUGAGGACGGCCCUCAUGCUCAGAUCGGUAUGCCAAGCAUGAGGUCAUUCAUUGCUUGUUGCUCUGAAUUCCCUAAGAUGGUCCCUAUAUCAAACUUUCAUGCUCUGCGUGUUCUUGCUUUGGAGAAGUGCCACUUCUUGAAAAGCUAUCAUCUCAGGCAUCUUGGAAAAUUACUUCAACUAAGAUACCUUGGUCUCGCAGGUACACCUAUCUGUGACCUCCCGAUGGAAAUAAUUGCCCUAAAGCUUCUACAGACACUGGACUUGGCAGAAACUGGCAUCAAGCAAUUGCCAUCAAGCAUUGGCCUGCUAACACAACUGAUGCGCCUUCGAGGUAUGUUCGCAACAAAAGCACCGGUGGAUGGGACCAUCAUGAAGCUAACGUCCCUAGAGGAGCUCUGGAUAGACCCUGCUGCUGCCAAUGAAGACAACAAAACUACAGAGAAAUUCGUUACGGAGUUGGGAAACCUCAAGAAACUGAGGGUUCUAGCUACUAAUAUUCCUGCAGUUCUGGAUGAGAGCUUAGAGGAAGCCUUGCUGCAGUCUAUACGCAAUAUGCCCAACCUCCAUUAUCUUUUCGUCCAGUUUUUAUCAUCGGGCAUGUCUCUGAAGCUGCAAGCUCCAACUUUCGUUCCCCCAAAAUAUCUCCGAUACUUGUGGUUGGGGGGCAUCGAUUUCUUCACCAUGCCGGAAUGGAUCAAUUCAUCUCUUCUUCCACACCUUUGCUUCUUAAAGGUGUGUAUCCAGGAUGUGGACUCCCAGGACAUGUUGACCCUUGGAAUGUUGCCAGAGCUGUGUUGCCUCCACCUGUUCACGACAUCCUUAUUCGCUAUCAACUAUGGUGGUGGCUACUUUCAGAAGCUGAGGAGUUUAUGCUUAGCCAGAGCCACGUUCUCGCGAGACAAGUGUGGAGUACCAAUUCUGCCAAGCCUUGAAGAUCUUCAUUUCGCGAUCGAUAUUGCGGAGAUGAAGCAGGUCUGCACUUAUUACGGUCAGAGCAUAUCAAGUUUCUUACCAACGCUGAUUGCAUUACGUAGCAUCCCUAUGCUAGUGAAAGUCCAUGUCAAACUUUUCUGUGAGGGUGCUACAGCUUGGGAUGUCGAGGAAAUUGAGGCGGCGCUGAAGCACAUUGUCCGCAGUCAUGGCAACUAUCCCAUCCUUGAAACUCAAAGAGAGAAUGAAGAACAAAUGACUACAUCCGACCUCGGCCAGCAGCCUAGAAUGGACAAAUACAGAGUGCUGGACUUCCAUGUCCACGUGUACAACCUAAAUGUUAUGUGUUAUGCUUUCGAUUUCACAAUUUUGGAGGAUUUACCUUCACUGGAAAAGGUCAUUGCUCGCAUCAACUGCAUGGAUGCUACACUUGUUGAGGUGGAGGAAGCAGAGGUGGCGCUGAAGCGGGCAGUCGCAGCUCAUCCCAUGCAUCCCACCCUUGAAAUGGAAAGGUAUAGUGAAGACAAAAUGAUGGUACCAGGUGGCGAAAAUAACCAGGACGAUCAUGGUGCUACCACACAAGACCAUGAGCCGUUGGUCUGAAGAAGAAGAGGUGCAGAUGCAGCAGACAGUGCUGACGUUGCCACAGAGAAAUAUGAUAGAGGAUGUCACCUCCGUUGCAGCAAAAGAAAGAUGGAGAGAAAAAAAAGAGAAGGAGAUCCCAAUUACGGAUCAGAACCAUGUUCAGUAUUUGUUUUAUCUAAAAUAAUGUUCAGUAUUUGUUGUGAAAUUUUGAAGUCUGACGGAAGUUUCUUUUGAAUCCGAUCGACUCAAAAAGUUCUCACAAGAACCAUUUUUUGUAUUAUAUGUUCAGUAGUUGUUGAGGAAAAAUAGUACCUAUUCGGUGUCCGACCUACCUCCACGUGAGCAAUGGGUGAGAUGCAUAAUUAAUGAUUCGGUUUGGCUUGGUUUAGCAAUUACAGUGAUUUGGACCGAUCUGAGUCGGUUUGGUUUGAUUUC
This is a messenger RNA of Setaria italica (foxtail millet), 3579 nucleotides long. RefSeq names its product putative disease resistance RPP13-like protein 3. Gene Ontology annotation, biological process: defense response to other organism. The transcript has 5 exons. Bases 1 to 3162 code for a protein of 1053 amino acids. Lineage: Eukaryota; Viridiplantae; Streptophyta; Magnoliopsida; Poales; Poaceae. The record is from RefSeq and is a predicted model, not a curated record. Gene Ontology annotation, molecular function: ADP binding.